Messenger RNA from Eimeria maxima, 678 nucleotides. RefSeq names its product Os07g0515100 protein, related. Gene Ontology annotation, molecular function: calcium ion binding. The record is from RefSeq and is a predicted model, not a curated record. Bases 1 to 678 code for a protein of 225 amino acids. Lineage: Eukaryota; Apicomplexa; Conoidasida; Eucoccidiorida; Eimeriidae. The transcript is spliced from 5 exons.
AUGUUAGCAUAUGUACCAUCAAUGCGUAUAUCAGCAAAAGAUGCAUUAGAUCAUCCAUGGAUAAAAAGUACAGAUGUUACUGCUAAGGAUAGUAUUAAUCUUCCUUCUCUUGAGAGUACUAUACUUAAUAUCAGGCAGUUCCAGGGUACACAGAAGCUUGCUGCUGCUGCUCUGCUGUACAUGGGGAGUAAAUUAACAACAAAUGAGGAGACAGACGAAUUGAAUAAAAUCUUCCAGAAGAUGGAUAAGAAUGGAGACGGACAACUCGAUAAACAAGAAUUAAUGGAGGGUUAUGUUGAAUUAAUGAAGCUAAAAGGAGAAGAUGUUUCUGUAUUAGACAAGAGUGCAAUUGAGACAGAAGUUGAACAAGUUCUUGAGGCUGUAGACUUCGAUAAGAAUGGAUUUAUUGAAUAUUCAGAAUUCGUGACGGUGGCAAUGGAUAGAAGAACUCUGUUAUCAAGACAAAGACUUGAAAGAGCAUUCGAGAUGUUCGACUCGGAUGGAUCAGGAAAAAUCUCCUCCUCUGAAUUAGCUACUAUAUUUGGUGUAAGCGAGUUAGACUCGGAGGCAUGGCGUCGCGUAUUAGCAGAAGUUGAUCGAAAUAAUGACGGAGAAGUUGACUUUGAGGAAUUUCAGCAAAUGCUUCUUAAAUUAUGUGGUAAUACUGCAGCAGAAUAA